CUUUCUUUCAAGGUAGCCCUGGUGACAACACCCGACUUUUUAAGGGUAAUAGACAGUCAACUUGGAUCUUUUGACUGUUGCGUGACUUGUAGAGCCGUACAAGGUACGGUACCGUUCUGGUAGCAGUGUGCCAAUAAUGAGGACCAAGAGACUAUCUUGGUACCGGUACGGUAGCCACUAGAGUACUAGAGUGCUAUUUAUUUACUAGAGUGCGAUUGAGAGUUAGAUAUUAGAAGAUUGAGAGAAACGGAGAAUCCAUUCAUCGGUGCAGCUGGUCUUAUCCUUGCCCGAUACCGGUACCCCACCUCGUCAGCAGUUAGGCGCUGUUCCGAAUCUUCCCAAGUAUCGUGGGUAUCAUGACCGAGGAAGCGAUAGAAGCGUCAGGUCAACUUCCUACCGAGCAGCCACCUGAAGUAGAAGCGAAUGCUGCUGCCGGUGAAAAUAACAAUCUAUCUCCCGACGAAGAAUGGCAAGAUCUACUACAGCAACCACAACAACAAGAACCAACAAUCCCUGCCAAUAUUCGUUUGGUGACGGAUGAAUCGGCCCUUUCGCUGUCACUGAACGCCAUUCGGUUGGCAGUCUUUUGCGAUAGCGUUACGGCGACUGUUUUGGACCCCAACUAUGCCUUUAUGGCCUAUCCGAAAGCACACAAAGAUUCGUUCACGAGUACAGAACCGUUUGGAUUCAAUGGCGCCACUUACUUUUUGGCCAUGACGGCACUGCUCGGGUCGGCCAUUGGUGGCACUAUUACUGGCACUGUCUCGGAUAGGAUUGGCCGAAAGCCAUGCAUCCUGAUUUGUCUUUUCGUUGGUGCCGUCGGUGCCAUUGCCAAUUACUUGGCACGCAAAUCCUUUUGGGGGUUUUGUGUCGCCAAUUUUGCACAAGGACUCUUUUCCGGGAGUGCCGCCGUGGCCAUGGCCUAUGUCAGCGAUGUCAAGACCACUCGAAAGGAAAAGGACGAGGAAAUUGGGAUCAUCGUGGCAUUGGCAAUGUUGGGGACCAGUGGGGGUGGAAUAUGUGCCAUUUUGAUGGAAAGUCAAGGGCUGUUUACGCCACUCUUUGUGGGUGCAGCUCUCAAUGUGGUCGCCGGCAUUUUUGCCGUGUAUUGUGUGAUUGAGCCCAAAAAGAUGCUGUUUGUGGGAUCUCAAACAGAGCAAGAUGACGAAGACGAAGAGCAGAAUGCGCCCACUGAAAUCAACAAGGGGCUACUCACCAAUAUCAUUGCCGGAGCGCUGGCAGACAACAUUGGCAGCGCGGGAUUGCUACCGCUUGCCAUGUCCCCGUUGGCAUUUACCAAGUUCUAUGUGGUCUUUCUCGAACAGGACCUGGCUCCCCUCAUGACUCAAUCUGCCUUCAAAUGGAUCUCUGUCAUGGUAGCGCUGACAGUGAUCCCUGGUGCUGCCUUUUCACAGAUUGUCUUUGACAAAAUUGGAGCUGCCGGGGGUUGUGUGGCAGGAAAUGUCAUUACAGGCAUUGUCACCAUCAUUUGCCUCUUUGUGGCAUAUAUUGAACCCGCCACCAAGGGGACCUACGCAGGAUUCAUUAUUGCCUUUUACGUUGGAUUUCCCUUUACGGUUCUCAGCCAACUUUCGACGGGCCCCAUGCUGGAUACGAUUGCUCCAGUUCAUCGUCGCGGACUUAUCCAGGGACUGAACAUUGCCGUCAUGGAUUUUGCUUCCGCCAUUAGUCCGUAUAUCUUGGGAGAAAUGGCCGACAAAGUGGGUAUCCGAGAAACCAUGUGGACUUGCAUCGGCAUUAGUUUUGCGGCCGGACUCAUCAAUCUACCUUUAGUCUUUGUCAAGGCACUCAAAAGAGCUCCGCCUAAACCACCCAAGUACUUGAGAGCCUUAAAGGGAGAAAAUGCGGACGUGGUGGAGUUGGCCAUGAAGGGAGAAUGGGUCCCUGCCAAGGAGUUGGAUGAAAUCAACGACAAACGCAUGAAAAAGGGGGAACCCUGGUUGGUCAUUCCGUACCGUCCGUACGAAGAAGACAAGCAUCAUUUGAGAGUGAUGCGACAGCAAGCUCGUGGUGACUUUCUGUACCUUCGUAGCGACGUAUUGGGUUAUGUCAACAAUCCCGAGUUUGAAGAGGAGGAGAAGCGAGAAGCGUUGGCGGCUCAAUUCAGAAACUCUCGUGCUCCGCCGGAACAACGAGAAGAGCAGGCUCGAGGCUUGUCCAAGUGGUUUGCCGACUACUUGGUGGACAGUGGGUAUUUCGUGGAAGACUCGCCCAUCUUGUAUAAGCAAAUGAUCAUGGCAGCAUUCCCGCCAAUCAACAAGGACGAGGAGAUCACUGCUGAGAAUAUGGAACAAGUCGCAGUUAAUUAUACCCGCGUUCUGAACAAGUACUUGGAUGACAAAGAUUUGACCGGGGCAAGAAAGGCAUUUGCUCACAAGUAUGUUAGCGUGGAUUGCUAGCUAGCUGGUCUUGAAAGCUAUUAAUAGCGAUUGGGAUGCUGGAUCAGGCAAGUCAUUCACACAUACUCCCUCCGAGAAGAGAUCGUUGCAGAUCUCCUUCCAAACCAGAGGAGUGACCGAGUCAUUCUAUUCAUGCAAAUAUGAAUAAAAUGAGUACCUAGCAAGCUGUGGCUGUGUCUAUCUGGCUAGCCACAGAACACGACUCUUUCCCUAAUCGGGGACCAAGAAGUAGUUGGUAGCUUGUGCAGAUGGCAUUGCUUCAAAUCAUCUAUCUGCUGGCUAGAAGUCACGUUGUGGAUGGUUUGUAGUAGAGUUACAGUAGUUUAGCAUUAUAGUAAUAAUGGUACAGUUGUAGGAA
This is a messenger RNA of Seminavis robusta, 2778 nucleotides long. Lineage: Eukaryota; Bacillariophyta; Bacillariophyceae; Naviculales; Naviculaceae. The record is from the annotation of a GenBank genome assembly.